Amoebophrya sp. A25 is the source of this 4019-nucleotide messenger RNA. The record is from the annotation of a GenBank genome assembly. Lineage: Eukaryota; Dinophyceae; Syndiniales; Amoebophryaceae.
CCUCAACCAUAUCAUGACUACCAUGUUGAGCGGAGGACUUUUGACUUUCCUAGCACCAUGAUCUACCUUAUCUAUCUUCACACGAUAAAAACCAUAUAAUGUCAUUUGUGUUGUGAACCACAAACAGAGUCUGUCAGUAUCCAAGGAGAACGAGUGAAGAAAACAUUCCCCUAGGAGCUUCUGUACCAUAAAAGAUAAACAGCAACAAGUCUAUUUAGACGUACUACUACAGCAUCGAAAAUUGUUCUUGUUCUCGUUGGUAAGCACAACAAGUAGUAAGUACUGCAACAAGAAUAUCGUAAAAACUACAUCAAGUACAACAUCAACACCAUCUACUGACAUCAUCAAAAUGGCUUCGUCCCAGGGUGUUGCGUUGAUGAAAGCAGUUGCUAUCCGCAAGUUGGGUGGCGCUGAGGUUUUGGAGGAUUUGAGCCUACCACGGCCCACUCUGGGAGACAGGGAUGUCCUAGUGCAAAUCAAAGCAUUCGCUAUGAACCCAGUGGAUUGGAAACUCAGAUGCUCGAAUUUAGGUAAGAAGUACAAAAAACUUAUACAACUGCCUCUGGGUGGAGUAGCAGGACGAGAUGUUGGAUUGUCUUCUGAUUCCUCUACUACUUCCACCUCCACAAAUUCGUCUUCGUUUAAGAUUAAGAGUUCUAGUGCAGGGGUUAGUCAACUUAACGACUUAUAAUCUUGUCCUCUCAUCCUUAUUAUAUGAAGAGAAGCAUCUUCCACUUCGACAUAAUCACGCGAUCUCGAGUCUUCCCCUCCAUAUCUGAUCUAUCUUCAAUCUGCUUCUACAUUCCGAUUCAAUCGAUCUCGAGUCUUCCCCUUCAUAGCACAUCGGUCUCGUGUCUUCACCUCAAUCCUCCAGGAAUGCCGUUUCCCGAAAAUACGACGAAAAUCCUGGGUUACGACGGUGCUGGUGUGAUCGUCGACGUAGGGAGUGCCUGUUCUUGUGGUUUUGUUAUGAUCAAUGUAGUUGUGGUUCACCAGAGUUCUAAUUAUAGCAGUAAAUAAGUAGAAGAGCUCACCCGUCCUCCUCGUGAAGAGGACCACUCUUGUGACAUAUAAUCGAAGUCAUUGAAGACAAUCACAAACUAUAGUCCAUUAAAGUAACUAUAGUACAUGAUUAAAGUUCAAAAAUAGUAUUCUACUUGACACGGUAAUAUUUGUCACUAUGUUCUUUGUUUUGAGUUGCAGUUUUCAACGUUACCUCAAGUAGUGCAAACCGUUGCCAUGGAUGCACUUUUCCUUCAGCAUCUUCACCUCUACUCCGAUCGAGCAGCAUUCCCCAUCUUCUAACCUCCCUCUCGGCGACGAAGUCUAUUUCAGUGGAAGCUGUAUUCGUGAUGGGACCAACGCUGAGUUCACUGCAGUGGAUGAGCGUUUAAUUGCGAAGAAACCGUCAACUUUAAGGCUACUUAACCUGUGCGUAAUCCAUCUUACUUCGUUCUAGAACAUUGAUUCUCUCGGAACUGUACGCUAAGGGGGAGGAGAGCGAAACAGCUCCAAGAUGAAUCCGAAGAAGUACUACUUUGGUGAGCUCUAACAACUCUGUCCUUCCAAGAAGCCGCGGCUUUCCCUUUGGUGGCAAUAACGGGGUACGAAAAUUUGGUAGAAACAAUGCGACUGAACGAACGACAAAAAGCGGAAAGAUAUGGCAGUUGUUGAUGAUAUAAUUGCAAGAAACUGAUUGACUAUGAAUCAUGCUGCUGGAGCUGGUGCUUCUCGCUGUCAAGUAGAUGGAAGAAGAAGAACAAAGGGUGUUGAAUAUGUUCUUGGUCUUGAUAGAUAGAACGAACACUCGACAACUCAAGUAUACAACUCAUCUUAAACUUAGCAACCUCCCUCCACCAUCUUCGUGCUUCCCUCCCUCCUACUUUCAUCCCCUCUCUUCCAUCCUGAUUCUUGGUGGUGCUGGAGGCUGCGGUAGCUUCGGGAUCCAGCUGUGCAAAGCUUUGGGCGUAAAACAGGUCAUCGCCACAGCCAGCAGGCCUGAGAGUACAGAAUGGUGCAAGAAACUUGGAGCUGACACUGUCAUCACUCAUGGGACCUCCAAAACGCUACAGCAGGAGCUUGAGGCAGCAGGAAUAGGCAAAGUAGACGGAGUCUACGUCUGUCAUGAUGACGAGAGGUACUUAAAUAGAUUUGUACUGUGUAGUUGACGUAUUUGUUUAUUGUGAUGAAGCUGAAGCAAGAUGUUAAUAAUAUUAAAUAAUGUUUCUGUGAAGUAGUUUCUUCAUAGUUGCCAUUGUUCCUCUGCAUUUUUGUAGUACAUGACCACGGGUACUACACCAGGUACGCUUCCGAAGUGGUCGAUAUUGUGAAGCCGAUGGGCGUCAUUGCACCGGUUGUCACCUUUUUCCCGUCGAAGGAUGACGUGAUGAAGAUGUAUUUGAACCGAGUCACGUUGUCUUUUGGUAUGAUGUUCUGUUAUGGUUUGGGAGAUGGGGAUGCCCGUAAGUAGGUACUUAAGUAGCACAUUAAGUAGGAGUUUAUUUGGACGACGUGCUAUUAAAGUUUAUUUGAGAUAGUUAUAACUACUACACAAUCCGCCCGGGAAUCUGUAUCUUUCUAGUACUAUGUGUUCAGCCGUAGCAUUGUCGAGACAUAAAAUCAAUCAUACAACUAUCGGUAAGCUGCGUGUUUAUGAACACUAGGACUGCACGAUAGUAGAAGUGGAGGCGGGUGUAAGUACGUUGUCGUCAGCAUCUUCUAACUGUUCCGUUCGAUCCACAAUCUUGAGCCGGAGAAGCAGGGUGCUUUAUUACGUGAAGUGGCGCAGCUUAUUGACGCCGGAAAAAUCUCACCUGUGGCCACGCACACCUUCAACGGCUUGUCAGCCAACACAGUGCGCGAAGCGCACACACUCCAAGAAACACAGAAAUGUCGUGGGAAAAUCGUGGUAACUGUGUAGGAGCUGAAGUUCUGCUUUCUAGGUGUUUUAUUUUGACGACGCUAGCGAGGUAAAUAACGACGAACAAUCUGGAAAAGAUACCGCCGGCCAGGACAUAUACUUGAAUUGGAAAAUAUGAUCAUGACGAUGAAACAGGUGAUGAAAAAGGAUAACUACAAGUUCAUCUGAGUAAGUAUGUAUGUGUUUAUUUGAUAAUAAUAAAGUUUAAGGCUCUUGCAAAAAGAGUCGCAAUAAUGCGAGUACAUGAAAGUAGAUCCAAAAACAACAAAAACAAACAGAAAAAAACUACUCUGAACACUAGAAGCGUAACCCCCCUUGUAACCAAACCUUUUCCCCUCUCCCCUUCAUGUUGAACUUCAUGGGUAGAUUAUUUUUUUUAUGGUAUUUGAAAUCUUCUUCAUUGAGAAGACGCAUUACCAACACACUGUGAGGACUUGUGUAAAAUUAUAGACACGACUGGCUAUUCAUAAACCAAAGGUGUAGAUCCAAUCAAGGAGUAAGGUUCAAGUGGUUCAAAAGCACUCAAGUCAUCUCACGACUACUUUUCAUUAUAAAUGACGCAGAAUUUCUUUUUACUUUUUUUAGUUCGAUUGGCUCCACCCAUAUUAUAAAUGACACAGAACAUCACAAAGGCAAGAAACAUUCAUAAUGAUUUGCAGUCCAAGGAUUUGCAGAGCUUUUAAAAAACUCCCGAAUUUAGUGCUUACUACAAAGACAUGGGGCCAGAUACAAGGUAGGUCAGUUAACUGGUUGUAGCUGCCGGCAGGAAUUGACACUCCUCACGCAGACUACAGUUACCUACUAAAAGACAACAUGAUUGCUAGCACCACUACAAGCAAAAUGUCACAAGUAGCGAAAGGUACGAAAAAAACUACUACCCAAGAGAAAGACACAAUGAAUCACGAUGCAACCUUUGGCUUUGUGUUCUAGUUUGUUGAGCCGAAGGUUGACACGGGCGUUGUGUAGAAGUGACUAGUCAGCGACAUACGAAGUUUUUUCCGCACUGUAGGGCCAUCUCUGUGGUUCUCUGGCGUUGGAUGCGAUUGGCUUUAGAUCCUGGCAUGGUGAACCGGUACCCUAGGCCGUGCCAGGAACGGUG